CAGAAGUCUUUCGUUUUUCUAGAUUUCUUGAGCUUUUGUGGGUUGAUCCUAUCAGCGAAUCGAGGAAUUUCGAAUUCGAGGGGGAUUAUAGUAAUCUAAUCGCUGGAAGAUAGGCAAAAUGGAAUUUCAGUAACAUUCCUUGUUUUCUUAUUCUGUAUCAUUGACUAGUGGAGAGGUGGAAGUGGAUGAACAGCUGAAGCCUUGUUACAAAAAUGGUGGAUAUUUGGUGGUCCUUGUUUGGGGCUGCCAUUCCAGCUGUUGUAUUUGGGCAAGCCAUUAGAGUGAAGAGAAGACGAGCCGAGGAACAAAGGCUUAAGAGUGCUCGAAGGCGAGAGAAGAACUCCGAUGACAUCUUUGUCUGUGAGAGAGUUUGUACUUCAAAGAGGAUGCUGAAUAAAGUCGGUGCAUUCUCUAAAGACCCAACUCCUAAUGCAUGUGUUACUGUUUGUGGUGUUUCUGAGCUUGAUGCUUGUGCCGAUGCUUGUGCACGGACUGUUUGUGUUCACCAACACCAAGUGCCCAAUUGGAAUGACAUCUGCCUUAAACAGUGCCAAAGUGAAUGCCUCAAGCUUUCUUCAUCAUUGACUCUUUAGAGCAUAUUUAUUGUCGAAACGGAACCUUCAUGAUUUUACUAUCCCAAGAGAAAAAUGUUAAUCUGCAAUGUAAAUUUUCUUCUUUCUUGUGGAUUUAAUUAGUGGAUCAUGGAAUUUGUUGCUUGUUUGUUAUUUUUGGCUGGUGCUAUCGUCUUCUAAUGCUUUUUGGAGCACUUUGUAUUUUUUGAUAGCUUAAAUGUGAUUCUAGUUAGAUCUUUUAA
Messenger RNA from Phoenix dactylifera (date palm), 814 nucleotides. The record is from RefSeq and is a predicted model, not a curated record. NCBI's taxonomy places the organism in Eukaryota, Viridiplantae, Streptophyta, Magnoliopsida, Arecales, Arecaceae.